Chelonus insularis is the source of this 3029-nucleotide messenger RNA. RefSeq names its product U2 snRNP-associated SURP motif-containing protein. Bases 225 to 3029 code for a protein of 934 amino acids. The transcript has 16 exons. Lineage: Eukaryota; Metazoa; Arthropoda; Insecta; Hymenoptera; Braconidae. Gene Ontology annotation, molecular function: RNA binding. Gene Ontology annotation, biological process: RNA processing. The record is from RefSeq and is a predicted model, not a curated record. Gene Ontology annotation, cellular component: nucleus.
UUGAAGUUGUAGCAAAAUAAUAGGUGUCUUAUUCAGAUAAUUUUUAAUCAAUUAUUGUAGUGAAUUUAUAGCGUUUCAAAAAAAUUUAUUCAAUUUCUUCUUCUUUUGUUCUGAAAAUUGAUUACCAUUAGUGAAAAAAUACUCUUUUAGCUUACUACAUUUGCCAAUUCAACAUUUUACAAUGAUGCUUACAUUGUAGGUUAUCUUUUUCCAUAGUAAAAACGAUGGCGGAAAAAGCAAUGAUGAAGCAAAUUGCGGAGCAAAAGCUAAAAGCUUUCUCCAUUGGAACAAUGGGGAAACGUCCGUUAAGCAAAAAAGAAUUGGAAGAGCAACGAAAGAAAGAACAAGAACAAGCUGCAGCUCAGGCUUUUGAAGAAUUUGUUGCAACAUUUCAAGAAGCUCCCAAUAAAACUACAAGUAAAGUGUGGGUGAAAGCCGGUACAUAUGAUGCUGGUAAAAGACAAGAAGACACAAGAGAAAAGGGUAAACUUUAUAAACCUCAGUCAAAAAUAUCAGAAUUAGUGGAUAGUCGAACUUCUGCGGAACAAGCUCAGGAAUAUGCCAAAUUACUCGGCGCUAAUGAGAGGAAAAUGGACAGAUUAGGAAAGAAAAAAAAAGAGGGUGAAAAGAAGAAAAGUAAUUUAGAAUUAUUCAAAGAAGAAUUGAAAAUGAUUCAGGAAGAAAGAGAAGAGAGGCAUAAGUAUAAAGGAGUAGUAAAAAAUGUAAUUUCUACUCAAUCGGAAGAUCCAAUGAUAGCUGCUUUAAAGUCAGUCGAAGAUGGAUCUUUUGACAAUGGAGAUCCAAAUACUACAAAUUUGUAUUUGGGUAACUUGAAUCCAAAAAUUACUGAACAACAAUUAAUGGAAAUUUUUGGAAAGUUUGGUCCUCUUGCCAGUAUAAAAAUAAUGUGGCCUCGUAGUGAUGAAGAGAAAGCUCGGCAAAGAAACUGCGGAUUUGUUGCAUUCAUGAGUCGAAAAGAUGGUGAAAGAGCCCUUAAAAAUUUGAAUGGUCGAGAUAUAAUGCAGUAUGAAAUGAAGUUGGGUUGGGGAAAAAGUGUGCCAAUACCGCCGUAUCCAAUUUACAUUCCUCCAGCUCUGAUGGAAAUAACACAGCCACCACCUCCUUCAGGUCUACCUUUCAACGCACAACCACAUCGUCGUGAUAGACACAAGAUACCACGUAUCCGCAACCUCCAGAGCGCGGACCCCCAGGAAAAGGAAAACUUUGAAAAGAUUUUGCAGAAUGCAGUUGUCAAAGUGGUCAUUCCAACAGAAAGGAACUUAGUCAUGUUGAUACAUAGAAUGGUGGAAUUUGUAAUCCGAGAAGGUCCUAUGUUCGAAGCCAUGAUCAUGAACCGAGAAAUAAACAAUCCAAUGUUUAGAUUUCUUUUCGAAAAUUACUCUCCGGCACACACAUACUAUCGAUGGAAGUUAUUUUCAGUUUUACAAGGAGAUGGACAAAAAGAAUGGCGUACGAAUGAUUUUAGAAUGUUUAAAGGAGGAAGUGUUUGGAGACCACCUCCAAUUAACCCUUGGACUCAAGGCAUGCCGGAUGAAUUAGUUGAAAUGGAAGAAAGGCAGGAACCAAGAAGAGGCAGUUUAUCUAAUAGCCAACGAGAUAGAUUAGAAGAUUUACUUAGGAAUAUUUCUCCAGAACGUUUAAAAGUUGCUGAAGUAAUGGUAUUUUGUAUUGAGCAUGCUGAAGCAGCCGAAGAAAUAUGUGAUUGCAUUUCUGAAUCUUUGUCAAUUUUACAAACACCAGCAAACAAAAAAAUAGCUAGACUUUAUCUUAUAUCUGAUAUUUUACAUAAUUGUGGAGUAAAAGUAACCAAUGCAACUAUUUAUAGAAAAGCGUUUGAAGCACGUUUAUUAGAUAUAUUUACCGAAGUUCAUCAAGCUUAUAAACACUUUGAUAGUCGAUUAAAAGCUGAAGGGUUUAAAAUGCGUGUAAUGCGUAUGUUUAGAGCAUGGGAAGACUGGGCUGUUUAUCCCAGAGAAUUUUUACUUAAGCUACAAAAUGCAUUCUUGGGACUAGUAUCUAUUGCGGAACCAGAAUUAGAGAAUGACGAUGACAUUGAUGGUGCUCCGUUGUCAGAUGUUGAUGGAGAUGCUGGAGAAGAUUUAGAUGGUGUUCCUCUUGACGGUGCUGCUUUAUUGAAAGGAGCAAUGAAACUUGGACUUACACCUCAACCUAGUAAUUAUGACGAUAUUGAUGGUGUACCCAUGGAUGACGAUAUCGAUGGUAUUCCAAUGGAUGAUACUCGAGUACAAACAAAAAAUAAAGGUAAUGAGAAAAAACAGUCAAUACCAGCAGGUUUUGUGCCUUCGAGAUGGGAAACUGUAGAUCCUGAUCAAGUAGAAGCUCAAGCAAUGACCACAAGUAAAUGGGAAGAAUUGGAACAAAAUGACGAUUCAAAUUCUCAAGAUGCUAGUAUGGAUUCUAGUAGUCGUGAUUAUAAUGAGGAGAGACGUACAAGACUUCGUGAAAUUGAACUGAAAAUAAUGCAAUAUCAAGAUGAAUUAGAGAGUGGUAGAAGGAGUCUUAAGUCAGGAAUGACAAUUCAAACACAAGUUGAGCAUUAUCGGAAAAAACUUAUAAGAAAGAGUGAAAGAGAAAUGAAAGACUCAAAAAAUGAUGAAAGAGACGAUGAAAGACGAAAAGAAAGGAGACGGAGUACAUCACCGGAUUCUCCGCUCCAUUACCGUGAUAGAAGGAGAGGUUCUCCUUCGCCAUCCAAGAGCAGCAGCCGUUAUAGGUCUCGUAGCAGAUCACCUAGAUGUAAACGGCGUUCACGUUCGCCUUAUAAAAAACGUGCUCCAAUGACACCAUCACCUCCACGAAUACGUACAACACCAUCACCAGUCUUUUCAUCAUCCCGAUCACGGAGAUCACCCGGUAGUGAUCGUAAAAAACGAGCGCGUUCUCCAUCAAUGUCACCUCCACCCCCUCCUCGUAGUUCUAUCAAACAUAGACUUAGCAGUCCACCGUCACCCUCAUCAAGGAAACAUAGACAUAAGCAUAAAUAUUGA